AUGUUACAGCUGAAUGAAUUAGAAGAGAUGCGCUUAUUCUCUUAUGAAAAUACCAAACUUUACAAGGAGAAAACAAAAAGAUGGCAUGACAAACAUAUUCAACCAAGAGUGUUUGAAGAGAGCCAACAAGUUUUGCUCUGUAACUCGCUUUUGAAGCUAUUUCCAAGCAAGCUCAAGUCAAGAUGGUCGGGUCCAUUCUUGGUGGUUAAGGUGUAUCCCUAUGGAGCAGUGGAAUUGCGUGAAGAAGACUCCAAAAGAGAAUUCAAGGUUAAUGGCCAAAGACUCAAGCACUAUUGGGGUGGAGAGGUUGAGCGAAACAAGUGUUCAAUCUCUUUGGAGGAUCUUUGA
This is a messenger RNA of Humulus lupulus (European hop), 348 nucleotides long. RefSeq lists its product as uncharacterized. The record is from RefSeq and is a predicted model, not a curated record. The coding region runs from base 1 to 348 and encodes 115 amino acids. Lineage: Eukaryota; Viridiplantae; Streptophyta; Magnoliopsida; Rosales; Cannabaceae. The transcript has a single exon.